AUGCCUUACCCCCUGAACCCAUUCCUCGCUGCAUUCUUCAACAGCUCGUUACCGACCCAGUGCAACCCGACAAGCAAUCACAUUUUGUUGGUCCCGACAACUGAGGUGCUGCUGACAUGCCGCGACGCAGAGUUUGGCAACGCGGCCGUGGCGGAGCUCCCGAACCUGGAUGAGUUUCUUGCCAGCCAUGUCAUCCGCAUGCCCAACCCCCGGGUGGCAGCGGCAGCAGCCAAUGCAUCCGGCGGUAAGGAUGGCGGUGUUAAUCUACGGGAGAUGCGUGGCAAGGCCAAACCAUACGGCACCUUCAACGGUCGAAGCGUUGUUAUCAAGGACAACCUUGUUUACAGCAACAAAGGUUUCAAGAGUUUGAAUCACGCUACCUUGAUUGGCGACACCAUUUGGUACGCCGACACGCUGGAACCGAAGCCGUGGCUCAUUUACUAUAUUUCGCGACCCCUUCUUGGCAACUGGGAGCCGGUCACAACGACUCCAGCGAUUCUCCCACGGAUCAUACCUAGUAACACAACUGUCAAUGCUUUGGCGGCGACUGCUGCCGGCGAAGCUUCACCGAGGGGUCCAAUUCAGACCCAACAGCAACAAUCCAAGAUCGGCAGUGCAUCUGGCACCAGCGAUGACUCUGGUCCUUCGACACCACGAAAGAAGGAUAUCAAAAGCUUCCACGAUCUUUUGAACCACUUCCCUGUUAUCGCACGCCAGAUGCAACCGGGCCUGGAUAAAAUCUAUCGGGAGUUUACGAGUGCUUUUGAGCAGACCCUUCCUCUACCGCCCACAGCAAACCAUACUCCCGACUCGGAACUCGAUGGUUCCAUACAAGCAACCAUGAAAAAGGCACGCUUGAACAGUGUUGCAGACCCCCCCAGGCCCCCGGCUAAGAUCCAGGACCAACCUGUGGAAAGGAGCCGAGGUUUACUAGAGGGCAGUGCUGCAGCGGCGGAGUCGAACAGAGUCGAGAGCGCCAACAGUGGUGGCAGUAAUGGCAGUCAUGUUGUUUUGAAUGUAUCUGUUGCAACCAAUGGCACGGACGGCCAAAAUGGCUCAAAUAUGUCGACUUACAGCGGCAGCCAAGUUAGCGAAGAAUUUUAUCCCGACGAUGACGAGCAUGCGAUGCGGACCUCUCUUGAAACCGCCGUCACAACGGCCAUCGAUAUAUUCCAAGGAGUUGACAAACAACAACUAUCUCAUCUUGGUGCGACCACGGAUCUCACAGGCCCUUUGGUGGAGAGGCUGAUUGAACGGUACAUUUCGGAAAAUUUACACCACAUCAUCUUUCCGCACCUUAGUGCCCUGAAACGACAAGAAGACCUGGAACUCGAAGCUAAGAUUCGCCAAAUGGACUCCAUUGACUUGUCGCAGCUCGGCAUGGACAUCGACGGCGGCCCCAGAAAGAAGCAUGAAGUGACCCUCGCAUUGGGCCGCGUUGUGGAAGAGUUUCGAAAAAUAGCAACAGCAGCAUGUCCGCAGGAUAUGCUGUCUAUUCUCUUAGCGACUGUAAAGUCAGUCAGCCAGCUCACAAGCUCACCUCCUAAGGGCGACGGCAGUGACACCGACAAAGAUGCGACUGGAGAUGAUUCGAAUCAGGCAAAUGCCGAGAAGCCUCUCAUUAUGAUCAACGCCGACACACUGGUGUCGCUUCUUCUAUACAUUAUUAUUCGAGCGCAACAGCGGCACCUCUUGGCGCGCUUCAUCUACAUGCGCCACUUUAUCUUCAUAGAUGAUGUUGACGGUGGCGAAAUGGGCUAUGCAUUAAGCACAUUCGAAGCUGUGCUUACGUACCUGAUAAGCGACUCCAGUGGUCUUCGGCGCGCGAGUCGGCGCAACAAAUCUCUCUGGGAGGCGACGGCGAAGGGUGAUUUGGAUGCAAUCAAAGCCAUCAUGGAGCCGAGUCCUGAAGACGCUGUCGAAGCCAGAGAUGUCGACAGCGACAAUGGAGAAGAGGACAGCAGUUCGCGGCGCGUUUCUAGUGGUGAAUGGCAGUCAUCUCUUACGAGCUUUGGGUUCUCAAAUAGCUCGGCACCCAGUUCGUCGCGAUCGUCGAGAACGUCACGCCGUUCUUCGUUGGUUCUCUCCGAGUCCGAGGCGUAUUCCAGGGGUUCUGGUCUUGGACAUGUUUUUCCAUUUCAAGCGGAUAGAGGCGAUAACGGCACUGUCGACUUUUCGCUGCACUUUCCCAUAAAGCGAACAAAAAGGGUGGCUUUGGAUACGCGGAGUAUGUCAAGCAGCUCGGAGAUAUCGUAUCGCUCUCGUGCCACCAGUUUUGGCAGCAAUAUGGAUGGCAGCAUCGCAGGCGACAUUUCCGUCGAACGAUUGUCGAAAACACAUGAUUCUCUUGGCGAGUCACUCCUCAUGAUGGCAGUGCAGAACGAGCGGAUCGAAACCCUCAAAUACUAUUUGAGCUUGCGGGCCUACUUUCCGGUGAGCUUUGUACUCGGCGACGUCAAUCACGAGGAAACAACACUGUUGAGUGCUGCUGUUCAGCUGGGAAACAAAGAUCUGAUUAUGACGGUGAUCAAUGUCCUGGCUGACUCCGACGAGGUGACACCGGAUCAAAUGGCUGCCUAUUUUUCGCUGCAAGAUAUUUGGGGUCGUAGCGUUGCACACUACUUGUUUCAUGCGCCGUUCUUAAUUGAGUCAUAUGGCUCAAUGAUGCCUUGGCGACAGCGGGACAAGAAAGGCCAGACGCCACUGUUCGCACUCUGCCGAUCAUACGAUCACGAAGCUUACUAUGAGAUGGUCAGCGAAGGAAUCCGGGUCACGACAGCGACACAGAGCGACAGUGGACGACUACACGUUAGUGAGCAUGUCGAUGCGCGCGGUAACACCCUCUUGCACAUUGUCAACCAUACGCAGCUCGCGGCUCGUAUUCUGCAGCUUUGCGACGUGGAUGUCAACGCAGUGAACGACAAAAUGUUUACACCAUUGAUGGUGGCCAGCAAAUACGGACGGUUGCCCAUGGUUCAAACGCUCUUCCGUGACCCACGUGUUGAUAUUGGCGCCAAAGAGCUACGCGGCCUAACGGCAGUGGAGCUGGCCAAGGAUGACGAGGUGCGGAAUAAGAUUGACGAUCUGACGCUCUUAUCGAUGCCUUCGGGGCCAGACAUACGGACCACAUCGGUCGUCCGUUCUUAUUUCGUCGAGGAUGCAAGUGUGCGGUUCGUCGUCAAGUCAGGACAUGCUGUUUCGCCGGUCAGCUACGCGGUUACUACUUGCCGUCGAUCCCAGACUGACUUUGAGCACUUGACACGGUUGCUUGCGUUAGAGAAUCCGGCUUCUUGGAUUCCGUCUGUAGCGGGCCUCCGCUCACCUUUCCAGAUUCCCUCCAAGCCGAGUAGGGCCAUGUUGAAAGACUUACAGCUUCGUAUGGACUGGUUCUUGCGCAUGAUGAUCAUGCAUCCGACAUUUGCGCAGCAUGAGAUGUUGUGGGAAUUCAUUCUUGUUCCUGAUAUCCAACCUGAUAUGAUGGCCCAGCGGAGUAGGCUCAAAGCAGAAACCCGCGCCGAAAAGGUGCGGGACGAGCUGGAACCACUGACCGACAUACGUGAGGUUGAGCAGUUUGUGGACCACGCGCGCGAGCUGGUACGCGGGGUGAAUCAUUCGACCAAGAGCGUGAUGCGGCGGGCGAAUGCAGUCAGCAUAGCCUCCUCUGGUAUGUGCAUCUUUGACUUGAAUCCGUCUGGGCAACUAUCUGAUUAA
Sporothrix schenckii 1099-18 is the source of this 3711-nucleotide messenger RNA. RefSeq names its product VPS9 domain protein. Lineage: Eukaryota; Fungi; Ascomycota; Sordariomycetes; Ophiostomatales; Ophiostomataceae. The record is from RefSeq and is a predicted model, not a curated record. The transcript is spliced from 2 exons. Gene Ontology annotation, cellular component: early endosome; late endosome; plasma membrane. Bases 1 to 3711 code for a protein of 1236 amino acids. Gene Ontology annotation, biological process: early endosome to late endosome transport. Gene Ontology annotation, molecular function: SNARE binding; phosphatidylinositol binding; guanyl-nucleotide exchange factor activity.